AUGCCUGACUGGCGCAAUCAGUACCUCGCGAACCUGCACGAGGCAGAGCGCAACAACCCCGUGAACAAGGACCUCGUCUCUGCCUGCUCCCAACUCGCCGACCGCGUGGCGGCUCUCGAGGCCGAGAAGGCCGUCCUGCUACGAUCAGCGAGCUCGUCCGCGCCGUCCAAGACGGCCCCGGCCUCCGGCGGCCGGGACGCGUCGGCGAACUCAGACCCAGCCACAGCCACCGACACGGACGCGGUCGCGCAGCUGCGGCUGGACCUGGCCGAGGCGCUGCGGUCGCGGGGCCAGCUGCAGGCCAAGUUCAAGACGGCCGAGGCGGAGCUGCAGAAGCUGCGGGCCAAGGGCCAGACGGACGACAAGCGGGUGCGGGAGCUGGCGGCGGAGCGCAGCGCGCUGGCGACGCGGCUGCGGGACCGUAGCGAGGAGCUGGUGGAGAAGAACCGGCUGCUCAAGGACGUGCAGGACGAGAACCUGACGCUCAACAUCCACCUGGACGCGGCCGAGCGCAACAUGCAGAAGGUCAAGGACGAGAACAAGAUGCUGGUCGACCGCUGGAUGCAGCGCAUGGGCGAGGAGGCCGACGCCAUGAACCUCGCCAACGAGCCGGCGACGCGCACGAAUGGGAAGAAGCGGUGA
Messenger RNA from Neoarthrinium moseri, 642 nucleotides. RefSeq lists its product as uncharacterized. The transcript is spliced from 2 exons. NCBI's taxonomy places the organism in Eukaryota, Fungi, Ascomycota, Sordariomycetes, Amphisphaeriales, Apiosporaceae. Bases 1 to 642 code for a protein of 213 amino acids. The record is from RefSeq and is a predicted model, not a curated record.